AUGGAGGCGGCGGAGCUGCCGGACGUGCCGGAGGAUCCGACCAUCACGCUUGUCCGGAAGAUCAGCUUGGAGACGUGGCAGAAUCGCCAUGUCAAAGCGAAGGGCGCAAAGGAGGAGAAGAUGAGGAAGCAUCUGGCCGCCGGUGGGCCUGGUGGUGGCGAUGGUCCGGGCCGACGAGGUGGACUGGGCAGUCGGCGAGGCUGUGGUGGACGCCGCCAGACGGCCGCGCCCAUAGUGCUAACGGCGCCGUGGCCAGAGCCUUACAAGUAUCCAUACUACUACGCCGCCAAUUCGGAGGGCGCCAAGAUGUGA
Triticum turgidum subsp. durum (durum wheat) is the source of this 312-nucleotide messenger RNA. NCBI's taxonomy places the organism in Eukaryota, Viridiplantae, Streptophyta, Magnoliopsida, Poales, Poaceae. The record is from the annotation of a GenBank genome assembly.